Gastrolobium bilobum is the source of this 1300-nucleotide messenger RNA. RefSeq lists its product as uncharacterized. Gene Ontology annotation, cellular component: chloroplast. The record is from RefSeq and is a predicted model, not a curated record. NCBI's taxonomy places the organism in Eukaryota, Viridiplantae, Streptophyta, Magnoliopsida, Fabales, Fabaceae. The coding region runs from base 43 to 1113 and encodes 356 amino acids. The transcript is spliced from 5 exons.
UAGCAUAGUUAGGCCAUUGUCCUAAAACCCUAAAUUCAAGUGAUGGAACUUCAAACCCUUUGUUGCGCUCUUUCUUCUCAACCACUUGAAUUCUCUAAUAAUCGAAUAAUCUCAUCACAAGCGAUUGGAACCCUCACUCCAUUCAGAUAUCAGAGACAGAGAUUUCGGUUUGGAAACGCGUUGAAAUGUUUAAAAUGGGGGAUUAAAGAGCCUUCAGUGUUGCGAUUGAACAAAUUUCAAAGACCUCGUAUACAUGCUUCUGAUUCCAAUGUAAAUGGUGGCUUGGAAGUUCAUACGAACCAAAGUUCUAGUGUGCCUGUUACUGGGCAUAAUGGGAUGGAGCCAUUUGGUGGUAAAUCAGGUUCUGUUUCUUUUUAUGGGUUGACAUAUCAUUCGGUAGAAGAAGGGAAAUUGGAAUCUGCCCCCUUCAAAGAAGAGAAGAGCUCUUACUUCUGGCUCUUAGCUCCUGCUGCGUUUGUAUCGUCUUUGAUUAUACCUCAGUUCUUUCUUGGCAAUGUAGUUGAGGCUUUCUUCAAUGAUGUGAUUUUAGCAGAUAUUGUGAGUUCAUUAUCUUUCGAGGCCCUGUUCUACAUUGGAGUUGCGAUAUUUUUGCACGUUGCAGAUCAUGUCCAGAGGCCUUAUUUGCAGUACAGCUCAAAAAGAUGGGGUCUCAUCACUGGCCUCAGAGGAUACCUAUACACUUCUUUUUUUACAAUGGGUUUGAAAAUUAUUGCUCCUCUCUUACUUUUGUACGUGAACUGGUCAGUGGUUCGCCUGACAUCUGUAGUAGCUGUAGCUCCUUUUUUAGUUGGCUGUGCUGCUCAACUUGCAUUUGAGAGAUCUUUGGAGAAGCGUGGGUCAUCUUGCUGGCCUCUAGUCCCGAUUAUAUUUGAGGUAUACAGAUUGUAUCAGCUUACAAGAGCUGCUCGUUUUACUCAAACUAUAAUGUUCACUAUGAAGGAGCUUCCUCCCACCCCCGACGUGGCAGAACGAAUUGGAGCUUUGUUUGCAAUGAUAGUGACCUUCCAAGUACUGGGGGCUGUGUGCCUUUGGUCAUUGAUGACGUUUCUUUUGAGGCUAUUCCCUUCUAGGCCUGUAGCAGAUAAUUAUUGAGUUUAGCGUGGAUUGGGGGGUGUUGUAUAUGUUUGGAUGGUAUCUGUAAGACUUGACUUGAUCAUAUUAGUUUAUUAUCAAGAAAACGAAGAGUGUGAUUUUGUAAGUCCUGAACUUGAAAGGGCUUACAUUUAGCCGUGUCAGAUUUUGACAAUGUCACCUCAUUGUUUUAUUCCUUUAUAGAGUA